Molecule: messenger RNA, 173 nt
Organism: Dentiscutata erythropus
Lineage: Eukaryota; Fungi; Glomeromycota; Glomeromycetes; Diversisporales; Gigasporaceae
Source: the annotation of a GenBank genome assembly
AAAGUGAACCGGAUUCUGAUGAAGUUAUUCCGAGUAGCAAAUUUUGGAAAGAUUCUGAGACAAGAGCUUUGUUUUAUUUUCUUGCUGAACAUUUUGAUAUGUAUCGCAAAAAUAAAACAAAGUUUUAUGCAACUGCUGCGAUUGAAAUUGGAAAUAAUCGAACUAGUGCUCAA